Molecule: messenger RNA, 4308 nt
Organism: Prosopis cineraria
Lineage: Eukaryota; Viridiplantae; Streptophyta; Magnoliopsida; Fabales; Fabaceae
Product: pentatricopeptide repeat-containing protein At1g66345, mitochondrial
Exons: 2
Coding region: 2557-3927 (456 amino acids)
Molecular function (GO): protein binding
Source: RefSeq, a predicted model, not a curated record
UAUGGAUUCACGUCGUUUCCAAAGGUGGCGCUCUUCUUGGUACAAGCUUCACUAUGUGAAUGGUAUUAUUUGGGACAGUAGAAAAUUCUAUCCAUCAAAGUUGCAUACAUAUAUUAAUAAGUUUUGGAAGCUUCAAGGAACGAUUUCUGUGAUUCAGUUUCUACAAAAUAAAUUUACUCUUUGCUUUGAAAAGACUGAAGAUCUCCUUCGCAUGCUUCAUAAUGGUCCUUGGCUCCUUAACGCUGGAUUAAUUGUUUUGCAAGAAUGGCAGCCUUUCACUGCUCUUCAGUCAGUUUCUUUCCAAACAGUAGAUCUUUGGUUAUACGUCUAUGGUUUACCUGUUGAUCUUUAUACAUUAGAUAUGGGUCGACUGUUUGGCAAUCUUUUUGGUGUUCUCUUGGAGUUUGAUCGAGAGAGUCCAUGGAAUGCUUAUGGGCUUCAAUUAAAAGCUCGCUUGUUGCUGUCAUCUAAGCUUAAAUUUCAUGGUGUUUUAACUUUUGCAUCAGGUGCUUGCUUUGAUUUUUUCGCUCAAGUUGAACGUUUAGACAGAAUUUGCUUUCACUGCUUACGCAUUGGUCAUGUGGAGCGCUCUUGUUCUGAAGUUCUGUCUAAUCACUAUCUUGAGCUUGUUUGUUCUUGGUUUAUACACGGGUUUUCUGAUUUUAGUAUCAUGGUGCGCUAUGACUGGGAGUUGAAUUAUUAUUAUCAAGAAGAUCCGCUUUGCAAAAGAUUCAACUUUCUCUGUGCCCAGAUUCUUUUUGUUCUAACAUUCCUUCAUCAGAUGUUCCAAGAAGCAGUUUCUCUGGCUGGAGAAUUAAUAUCAGUGGGGACGAUUUUUUUUGAAAACCUUUCUUCUAUGACAGAUGUCCAUUUGCAUGAAUCUUUUGAGGUGUCAUCUUCUAAUUGUACCAGCUGUCUUGAGUGAAAAUACUCCUCCAUCUCUAUGCUUAGUGGCAUGACUUGUCAAGUGAUGAAAUGUGAAAAUCACAGAGAAUUAGUCCUCCAGAUGUCUUCUUGCAUGAUGCUUUAGGCCGUGAGAAGAAAAUGCUUCAAAGUUGGUUUAUUCAAUUCUCCGAGAUCUUAUUCUAGUUUGGACUCAAAGCUUCAUCAUUGGAUCUCAAGCCCUCUGGUUUCGUUUUUUAUACCCAAUGUCCUCAUAACGCAGGCACAAUUGUCACCUGGGCUUAUCUAUUUGUUUUGUUCAAGCCACGUGCACUUUUGCUUAAAUCAGGCUUUUCCCCCAUCAUGUCAUGCAAGUUCUAGGCAACAGUGAUGAUGGUGGCGACUCUCUUCCUCAUUCCUCUUCAUCAGUGCCAAUAAUCAGCAAUUCUGAUAAUUUUCUUCAAGCUUCAGAUUCUUGUGGCUCUCUCUUUCAUGAAACUCUGACCUCAGAUGAUGACUCAAACAGCCGCAAGAGUCCAUGAAUAUUAGAGUGGUUUCUGAGUUUCUUAGCAGCCGCUCAGAAACCCUUGCAGUGCUGCUGAAAUGAGUUUGUUUUGGUCGAACAGGGUAUCUCUUCAUCAAGUUCAAGUGCAGCUUCCUGGACACUAUCUUCUCUUUUCCUUCGUUUCUUUGCUAGCGAAGAAAACUCAUUUCCUUCUGGAACACUCUUUUUGCUUCAUACUCCUUCAACUCCUCAGUGAGUUCGAAUGAAUGGAGGUUGAGAAGCAAUCUUCCAACUCAACGCAAUGGUGUCUGGUUCUUGCGUGAAGACUUGAGCAGAGCUAUCAUGUUCUUUGUCUUUUCUUUACUGUCUGUUAUGUUCAUUGUGUUUGUUUUUUCCCUUUCUGUUAGUUUUUUUGUCUUUCUUUUUUGUUGUUCAGAUUUGUUUUGUAUUUCAUCUUGUAUUUCUGUUUUAAGUUUGUGCUUGUAUUUGGGCCCAUGGAAUUUUUAAUUCCUUGGGCCUUUUAUACAUAUUAAUCGUUUACUUUUACUUUUAAUAAAAUUGACUUCUGUUCCAAAAAAAAAAAAUCAAUGAACUGAAAUUACACCUUUAAAUGCUGUUAAACUUAGUGAAUUGAUUCCACACAACGUCAUUUUUUCUCUGGAUGCAGAGAGGUAGCACCAUUUGCGGUAGACUGGUAGUAGAGAUUCAGAUUCCCUCAACAACAGUGAUAUUGGCCGGGAAUUAAUUUCCUCCUCCUUGUGGCAUUACUCUUGCUCAACAGAAAACAGCCGGCAAGGCUUGACCAGGACUUAUGGAUCACCAAGAUAUUUGAUUACUCUCUACCCCUUUUCUCUACACUGCUGCUUCUAUAUCUCUUCGGUCCUCCUCAAAGCGAAUUGCAUCAAAUCCUAGCAUCAUUAAAUACUCAAUAUUGUAUGCCUUGUCGACUUUUCAUGCCCAGUUUCUCCUUUAUGUGCUUCACAUGGCAUGUGGCCGAAUUUGUUGAUAUGAUAUUGCAGAAAAUGACUUUGGCAAGUAGUAACUGCCAUGGAUUAUGGAGAUAUCAGGCUUUUACUAGCAAUUUUGAUUCUUAUUUUCUUGGAAGCUAAAAUAAUGCAUGAAAACCAAGGAAAAAGGGAAGCUUCUCUUCUGUUUCGGGUUGUAGAAGCAUGCCUCUGGUGCACCAAAUUUCUGCAUCUUUGGGAUCCAAACCCUUCAAACUCUUUGGAAUUCGUUUUUCCUGUCCUCAAUCGCAUUUCCAAUUGGCCCAGCUGAUUCAUGUGGAAGCAGCGUCGAAUGAUGACGUUACUGCAAUUUGUAAUUCGUUUAGAAGAGGCUGGAGUUGGGAUAUCAUUAGCAGAAAGUUUGAUUCUUUUGAAUUGAAUGAUGCAGUUGUGGAGAGAGUGCUGGUUGAGUUGAAGAAACCAAACGAUGCCGCAAGUGCUUUGGGUUUUUUCCACUGGUCAACAAAGAAGAAAAACAUUGAGCAUGGGAUUCGACCUUACUGUAUAGCAAUCCAUAUUCUGGUUAGAGCCAGGUUGGUCAUGGAUGCUCGAGCACUACUUGAAUCACUUCUGAAGAAAAAUAAGGACAGCUCUGUGAGAUUUUUGAUUGUGGAUUCACUGCUUGAUAGCUAUAAGGAAGGAAAGUUGCAGAAAAUUGUAAGAACAUUGGAUCAAAUAAUGGGGAAGAGAAGCUAUCCUUCAGUGAUUGUCAACUCUACCUUAAUUUUCAGGGUUUUAGAAGAGGGAAGAAUUGAAGAAAGCAUGGUAAUGUUGAAGAGAAUGUUGCAAAAGAAUAUGAUUGCUGAUUCAGUUGCUUACUCUUUAACUGUAUAUGCCAAAGUUAAAAGAGGAAAUCUGGAUUCAGCAUGGGAGGUAUAUGAAGAGAUGGUUACAAGAGGUUUUCAACCAAAUAGUUUUCUUUACACAUCAUUUAUAGGCGCGUACUGUGAAGAGGGCAAAAUUGAAGAAGCAGAAAUUUUAAUCCAAGAAAUGGAAAAAAUGGGCUUGAGGCCAUACCGUGAGACUUUUGAUCAUCUUAUCAUGGGAUGUGCUGAAACAGGAUGGUUGGAGAAGUGCUUGAGAAACUAUGAGCAAAUGUUGAGAAUUGGGCUUAUUCCCAGUUGUUUGGCAUUCAAUAAGAUGGUAGAAAAGCUCUGUGAAAGUGGGGAUGUGAUGCAGGCCAAUGCCAUGUUGACAAUCUUGUUAGAUAAAGGGUUCGUACCCAAUGAUUUAACCUACUCUCAUUUGAUAGAGGGUUAUGCCAAAAAGGAUGAGAUUCAGGAAGCUCUCAAGCUGUAUUAUGAAAUGGAGUACAAGUCUUUGUCUCCUGGAUCAUCUGUUUUCACAUCAUUGGUACUGAGCUUCUGUCGUAACGGAAAUUUGGAAGAUGCGGAGAAGUAUCUCAGGGUUAUGAAAAGUCGCUCGCUAACCCCCAAUGCAACUACAUAUCAGACAUUAAUUUCUAGCUACCUGCAGAAUGGUGAUAGGGCAAGAGCUCUUCACUUUCAAAAUGAAAUGGCUUCUUUAGGAUUGUAAGCCUAGAUACUGUGCUUGUGCAAAAUAGAAGUGCAGGUGGCUUUUCAGAAUCAAUUGCAUCUUGCUGUUUCAGACUGAUUUUCCUGGAAAUAGCAAAUGACUUUUCCCGGUGAUAGGUCAGACUCAUUUAUGUUAUAGGGCCAUGUAAUUCCAUACCUGAUGGUAAGUAAUUCCAUGGAAUUCCAAUGGACAAGAAUUGUAUUAAUUUGAAUGGAUGAUUUAUAGGAGUUUAGGGCUUAGUAAGCAAUUCAUCAAACCAUCCUCUUGUAUGUUAGAGGCCAAAUCUGCCAAAUCUCUGCUUUUGUAUCUUGAAUCUAAAUAUGUUAAAACUAUCAGAUGCCUCUUCAGAAAAAAACCCACAAGCAUGUUCCAUCUCUGAAA